Messenger RNA from Phyllotreta striolata, 1952 nucleotides. Lineage: Eukaryota; Metazoa; Arthropoda; Insecta; Coleoptera; Chrysomelidae. The record is from the annotation of a GenBank genome assembly.
AAUCAAUUGAUUUAGACGGAUAGUUAUUUGAGUAGUUACAGUAAUAUUUAGACAGGUGAAAGAAGAAUUGUACUAGAUUCGGACGUCAAAUAAGUACGUCUUUCACUCAAAUCCAAAAAUUUUUGAUAUUUUUAGACAAUUGAUUAUUUAAAUAAAUUUUAAAUUGAAAUAUUGCUAUUAAGAUUUUCUAAUUCAUGCUAAAUUACCUUUGACAGCAGGUAGGAGAAGUGUAGGCGAGUUCAUUUGCACUACUCGUAGAUAUAAUUGCAAGUGUCUAAAUAACGUGUUGCAUGUUGCAUUAUUGCACAAUUUUUUUUAAAUAUUUUAUCUAAGUUGAUUUAGAAUAGAAACGACCGAAGAUGGAAGUGUGGCCAGAAGUAGAAAAAGCAAAAGCCGAAAACCGGCACGAAUUGGUGUUGACAGGCAAGUUAAUUGCAUCGAGGAUUGAGAAAAAAGGUCUCGAUCGCAGUAUAUUCAACUUGAUCAAUUUGAAUUACCUAAAUCUCAGUGAAACGGGCAUAUCAGAAAUCCAUGAUAAUAUAGCAAACUUGAAGAACUUGCAAACUCUGAUGCUCUACUCCAACAAUUUUGAGCAUAUAAACGAUAACAUAUCCAAAUUGGGUAAACUGAAAGUAUUGGAUCUAUCCAGAAAUUCUUUGAAGUCGAUUCCAGACAGUUUUGCGAAGUUACCCCUGGUUACACUAAAUUUAAACGUAAAUCAACUGGAGACUUUCCCCCCUUUUACCGAAAACCAUAACCUAACAGUGCUUGACCUAUCCAACAAUAAGUUGAAAGCCUUUCCAGAAGUUUGUUCAGAUGGUUUAAUCAACCUAUCCGAAAUCAAAUUGCGUGGUAACGAGAUAGAAGAAAUUCCCAAUAAGAUAAACUCUCUAUCCAGUCUCAAAUUUUUCGAUAUCGGUGAUAAUAAAUUGAAAAGUAUUCCUGGAGAAUUGUCCGAUUGCCAAAAAUUGAAAGAUUUGAAUUUGAAAGGGAAUCCAAUCACAGAUAGGAGGCUGUCGAAAUUAAUAGAUCAAUGCAGGACUAAACAAGUUUUAGAUUAUAUUAAACAGCAUUGCAUCAAGACAAAUCCGAAAGAUACUACUAAAAGUAAAGGGAAAAACAGGAAAAAAACCAAAAGUACAGAUUCUGAUGAUGAAGAUGACGUACCUGCUGAAUACAAGUAUUGCAUUACUAUUAAAAAUCAUAACGAAGCAUUUAAAGUGAUAGUUAUGAAUGCAGUGAAAAAUGUUAGGGAACAUUUUAUUGCCUGCAUCGUGAAUGAUGUUUGUUUUACUGAGGAAACAUUCAAAAAAUUCAUCCAGCUGCAAAAUAAACUGCACGAUACUGUCUGCGAGAAACGAAAUACUGCUACGAUUGCUACACAUGAUUUUAAUAAAUUGCCUCCUGGUAAUAUAAUUUACACUACAUUACCACCUAAUAGUCUGAUUAUAACACCUCUAAACAGGUCUACAGAAAUGACUGGUGCAGAUUUAUUAACUAAGCUCCAAACUGAAGCCAACAAUCUGAGAAAAGAGAAGAAACGGAGCACUUACAGCGGUAUACACAAGUUUUUGUACCUUAUCGAAGGUAAACCACAAUAUCCUUGCGUGCUGAACUCCAAAAACGAAGUAAUAUCCUUCCCACCUCUAACUAAUUCAAAUAUUUCAAAGAUCGAAACCAAUACUACAAAUAUCUUCAUCGAAGUCACCAGUACAAUAUCUCAACAAAUAUGUAAAAAUAUUGUAAGCACGAUUUUGAAAGAAAUGCUGGUUCUCUUUGAGAAAGACCUCGUAGUCCAACAAGUCAAAAUCGUCGAUCAAAUGGAGCAAAUGAAGAUUUUGUAUCCUUGCAAAACUGAUCUCGUUUACGACAAAACCGCCUCAAUUCAGGUCAAAAAGGAAUAAUUUAAUUUUGUUACAUACGCAAAACUUUGUUAAUAAAUUAUUUCUGAA